AUGUAUCCGAAUGACCCCAAUAAAAACGGAACAUACGAUCCUCCCGGUUACGGUCUAUUGACAAAAAGUGGUGAAAUGAGGGCUUAUAAAUUAGGACAAAUUCUGCGCGAAAGGUACAGUGAAUUUUUAGAUACCGUCUAUGUACCAGGUUCAAUUCAAGCGCAAAGUACAGAUUUUAAUCGUACAAAAGAAUCAUUAAAUUUUCUAUUAAACGCUUUAUAUCCAAACACUGUUAUCGAAUCAACCUAUCGGCCAUUGCUCAACGACACGUUACUGUAUCCAACACUAUGCAAAUUAUUUGCUGAGAAAUACUAUGAAGUAUUAAACACGACAGAAGUUAAGAGAUACAUUGCAAAAUUUGAUGAAUUUAGAAAACAACUUUCCGAAAUGACGGGAAAGGAAAUUAAAUCAUUACUAGAUGUGGCGCUAAUUUCGGGUACUCUAGACAUUGAGAGACAUAUGAAUUUAGAAUUACCCGAAUGGACAAGGAAUUUUUAUCCAAAUGGUGAAAUGCUCAAUGCAGUAAUUGCCUAUUACAAAAUUAUGAGUUACAAUGUGGAUCUUAAAAGGCUUAACGGAGGUAUGCUUGUCAGAAAAUUUAUAGAAGACAUGGAUGCUGUAAGAAAUGGUACAAUGGCCAAAAAUCGUAAACUAAUGCUUUACAGUACACAUGAUCUUGCCGUCGCUGCUGUUUUAAAUUCCCUGAAUGUUUAUCAUCUACAUGCACCUGAAUUUUCAUCAGCUGUAUUUGUGGAAUUACAUCUAAUUAAUGAAACCUAUUAUGUAAAGAUCCUGUAUUAUUUAGGCGUAACCGAGAAACUAAUAGAACUACAAAUUCCAAAUUGCCCUCAACUAUGUCCAUUGAACGAAUUUAAAAAUCUAACAAAAGACGUUAUACCAUCUGAUUUUGAAUGGAAUUGCGGAAAUAUUUAA
This is a messenger RNA of Leptopilina heterotoma, 933 nucleotides long. Its product is annotated as venom acid phosphatase Acph-1-like. The coding region runs from base 1 to 933 and encodes 310 amino acids. The transcript is spliced from 5 exons. Gene Ontology annotation, molecular function: phosphatase activity. The record is from RefSeq and is a predicted model, not a curated record. Gene Ontology annotation, biological process: dephosphorylation. Lineage: Eukaryota; Metazoa; Arthropoda; Insecta; Hymenoptera; Figitidae.